Molecule: messenger RNA, 1362 nt
Organism: Necator americanus (New World hookworm)
Lineage: Eukaryota; Metazoa; Nematoda; Chromadorea; Rhabditida; Ancylostomatidae
Exons: 12
Coding region: 1-1362 (453 amino acids)
Biological process (GO): regulation of transcription by RNA polymerase II
Cellular component (GO): nucleus
Molecular function (GO): DNA-binding transcription factor activity, RNA polymerase II-specific
Source: RefSeq, a predicted model, not a curated record
AUGGAGAUUCAAGCACAUCUGAUGCAUCACAAUCCGUAUGAUAUAGUUAAAACCGAGGAGCCAUCGACGCCCCCGAAGACGAAGACGACACUGUGUCCUUCGACAGACAUGCUCUUCAGCGUGUCCAACUUCAAUAUACAGUCGAAUUUCUGCCCUCCGGUCAACAACAAUCAUGAUCCGCUAAAUAAUAAUCAUGUGAAGAUUAGCUCAAAUGGCAGAACACUGGCGGCAGAUCGUAAACGGCCGUAUCCGUGCAAUUUAUGCACGUCUAGGUUUGGCAGCAAAAUGGAGCUGGAAGAACAUCAGAACAGUCAUACCGGAAUGAAGCCGUUCGAGUGUGAUGUCUGCAAAGCACGGUUCAAUCGCCGAUCGACAUUGUGGAAUCACAAACGAAUUCAUUCGGAUGCUAAACCGUUUGUAUGUACUGUUUGUCAGAUGACCUUCAAGUGGAAGAACAGCUUAAAGUGUCACAAGGAGAUGCAUCUAAGAAAGAACGAGUCAACUCCUCAUAUCGACAACGACCUACGCCAAUUAACGUAUGCGACUGCAGCAAAACGAAAGCUGAUGAUGGACCAGGAAGAACAAGGAAAUCCGGCCACCUCAUCAGCGUCAUCUAUUCAUAGCCAACCGCUGAUCACUACAACUACUCCGAAGAAGAAGUCGAAUAAGUCAUCGCCAAAUCACGCUGUAGGAGCGGUUAAUCUAAACCCUAUCACACAGCCUUUGCAGGCGAGUGCCCUUAUUCCGCCUUCGGACCAUCAGCUCGAUUUGGAUACGAGCUCUUUGGACACUCUUGUAAAUAGCAACAACAACCUCCUCAUGCACAUUUAUAACAGUGAAGUGGAUCCUUCGCUGACGUCACGUCACACAAAUCCGAUGCUGAAUAGUAUCGACGACAAUAUGUUGAAUUCGCAGUUAUUAGGGGAUAUUAAGACUGAAUUCCAGUCAUCGCUGGGCGGUACAACGACAGCAGCACCGAUCAAUGUUCAUUUACCGAUGCAGCUGAACAUGCUGAAUUUCAGGCCGAUAAACCCUCAACAGUUGCCGUCAGUACACCAUUUGACGUCCACUUCGUUGCCAGUGUCUGUUCCUAUGGAUUAUACUAUCCAUAACGAAACUCCCAACGUUGCUCAUCCACAAUAUAUCGUUACGACACAACCGGAUAUGAUGUUACCACAAGGGAUAGGAUAUCAACAUCAUGGGCUGGAUCAAUGUGUUAUAUUAACAACGGGACAUGAUUAUGUGCCGAAUUUCGACUAUCCGAUGAUCGGUAACUAUCAAAUGCAAGCGGAACAACACGAAGCGCCGCCUCCAUCUCAUGACUCGAACGACGAAAAAAUCGUCCCCUACGAGCAAUGGUAG